CGUCAUGUCUUUUUGAUAAAGUCGUUCCGGAACGUCGGAUUUUUGUAACUGGCAUAGAGAUAUAAGAAUAGAGGGAACAAGCCUGUAGCAUAUAUCCCUUGUCCCCUUUAUUCUUAUAUCUCUAUGGUAACUGGUGUAAGGGAGUGCUGCUGACCUGCCAUAACCAAAAUUCAACCAACCAACCAGAACGACAAGUGUUUUCGGAAAAUAGAGAGAUAUACAUACGAAGAAAACUAAUAAUGGCUUUGACAUGGGAUGAAAAGUACAAGCUCAUUACCAGAAAUUUGGCAGAAUGGCUGGGAGAUGAGAAACUGAAAAAUAUCCUAAAGGAACGUGAUCUUAAAUUAUAUUGGGGUACAGCUACAACUGGGAAACCUCAUAUAGGAUAUUUUGCACCUAUAUCCAAAAUAGCUGAUUUCUUGCGGAGUGGAACAGAAGUGACUAUUCUCUUUGCUGACCUCCAUGCGUAUUUAGACAAUAUGAAAGCCCCAUGGGAACUCUUAGAACUUCGUACUCAAUAUUAUGAAGUUAUAAUAAAAGGAAUGCUAAAAUCCAUUGAUGUUCCACUGGACAAUUUAAAGUUUGUUAAAGGAACAGACUAUCAGUUAACCAAGGAGUACACAUUAGAUGUGUAUCGUCUAAGCUCAAUGGUGACAGAACAUGAUGCGAAGAAAGCAGGAGCUGAAGUUGUCAAGCAAGUUACAAAUCCUUUGCUCUCCGGCCUUCUCUAUCCAGGACUACAGGCGCUUGACGAGCAACACUUACAGGUAGAUGCUCAAUUUGGCGGCGUUGAUCAGAGAAAAAUCUUUACUUUUGCGGAGAAAUACCUGCCCAUGUUGGGAUACGACAAACGUGUUCAUCUAAUGAAUCCAAUGAUUCCAGGCUUGGCAGGGGCAAAAAUGUCCUCAUCUGAAGAAGAUUCAAAGAUAGAUUUGUUGGACAAUGCCGCAGCCGUAAAGAAAAAGUUGAAGAAAGCAUUUUGCGAGCCUGGGAAUAUCACGGAUAACGGUAUCUUGGCGUUCUCCAAGCAUGUUAUAUUUCCGCUGUUCAAAAAUGGCGAGGUUUUCAAUGUACCAAGAUCCGCGGAGUUUGGUGGUAAUGUAUCCUUCAUCAAAUACGAAGACUUGGAGGCUGCCUUUGCGAGGCAGAAGAUACACCCUGGUGAUUUGAAAAACGCUGUAGAAAUAUAUAUCAAUAAACUUCUGGGUCCAAUUCGUAAGGAAUUUGAGACAAACUCGAAAUUGAAAACCUUGGCGAACAAGGCGUAUUCGCAACAAAAACAAAAAGCUGCAGAGGUGGACAUUACUCCUGCGAAACUGGAUAUUCGCAUAGGCAAAAUAAUCGAAGUGAAAAAGCAUCCUGAUGCAGAUACACUCUAUGUAGAAAAGAUAGAUUUAGGAGAACCGAAUGGUCCACGCACCAUAGUCAGCGGCUUAGUCAAUUACGUACCUUUGAAUGAGAUGGAAAAUAGAAUGGUAGUGGUCCUCGCUAAUCUAAAACCAGCAAAUCUCAGAGGAAUUUCAUCGCAUGGCAUGGUCCUCUGUGCUUCAAUCGAUGAACCAACAAGGCAAGUGGAACCUUUAAGACCUCCACAGGGCAGCGUGGUUGGCGAUAAAAUUAUUAUUGAAGGAUACGAAAAUGGAACUGCGGAUGAUGUGCUUAAUCCAAAAAAAAAAGUGUGGGAAAAGUUACAGGUUGAUUUGGUAGUGAAUGGAGAUGGCGUAGCUUCUUGGAAUGGAAACCUUUUAAUCACUUCGAUGGGUGGCAAGAUAACAAGCGAUACUCUUAAAAAUGUUCUGAUCAAAUAAUAGAUUAGAAACAUAUAUAGAUAUGACUAGCUUUGCUUAUCUCAUUUGCUUCAUUUAGCUGUGAUGUUGUUUAUCUUUUUAUGAACUAUUUCAUUUUUUACACUUUUCCAGCUUCUGACACAUGUAUGUAUGUAUAUGCAAAUAUUAAAAUAAAAUAAAA
Dinoponera quadriceps is the source of this 1968-nucleotide messenger RNA. Its product is annotated as tyrosine--tRNA ligase, cytoplasmic. The transcript has 9 exons. Gene Ontology annotation, biological process: tyrosyl-tRNA aminoacylation. The record is from RefSeq and is a predicted model, not a curated record. Gene Ontology annotation, molecular function: tRNA binding; ATP binding; tyrosine-tRNA ligase activity. The coding region runs from base 240 to 1808 and encodes 522 amino acids. Lineage: Eukaryota; Metazoa; Arthropoda; Insecta; Hymenoptera; Formicidae.